ACCAUGAGCAAACCGGUCAUACUGUACAUUUAUCUGGCGUGCUCUAGCCUUCUGCUUGUGAACUUGGGCACACAAUGUCUGGCUUUUCCCCAAAGAGAAAGGAGGGAGGCAGCGCAUGGUCCUGCAGAAACAGGGCAGCUGCAGGGGACGGACACAGAUGACCUGGAAAAUAGCUCCAUCGCUUCCCAAAAGGCUGCCCAGCUAGUAGUUUCCAGAGACCCAGUGAUGGUGUCAGAAGGCUUGCCAGCAACAUCGUGGCCUCAAGUAUUCUCCCUCAGUCAUGAUGCCCAUCCCCCAGGAGCUGGGCUGCUGCAUCCUAGCAGCUCUGGUGUUUAUAGUGUUACUGAGCCAGAGAUCCAGCCAGGUGAGGAAGUGUUUGGUUCCCGCCAGCCGGCAGAAGUGUCUCCUGGAAGCCUACCUUCCCAGGCCUCGUUACGCACUGCUGGUGUCCUCACGGAUUCUCUGAUGCCUGAUGAGAAGGAGGAGGAGCCCUUCGGUGCAACCCGCACUCAGCCCUCAGUGGAAGGGACCCCAGCAGCAAGGCCGGGUUUCCUUGACGACAAAGCAACUCAAAGUCUGCAUGGACUUAGUCUGGGUCGUUCCCCUUCGCUGCACAGACAUACAGACAUACAGACCACAGACAUACAGACCACCCAUCUGAGGACGGAGGAGUCUGAAGCAGAUGAUAGGAUGGCUUCUUUUCCUCCUGUCACCUCUGCAGCAGGCACGGAGCCUGGAGGUCUCAUGCCGACAGCCAAGCAUACUCAGCCUGCUGCCACCCAGCCCCUGCUCACAGCUUCCGAGGGCACCCCAAGUGUUGAGCCAGAUGUUGACAGCCUACCAGGAGCCCUGCACGUCCCUGAGAGUGUCAGCACAGCUGCUCCAGCAGACUCUGUCUCCAGCGAUGAGUGGGAUGACACCAGGGGUGCAAGCCAGAUAGGGACCCCCGAGCUGGGAGAUGAGACAGAGACACAGGUGAGAGUGGGAGCAUCUCAGACAGUGCAAGUAAGCCCCGGUCCCCUGGAUGGGGGCUACCGUUUCACAGACACGACAGAGGAAGCUCAGGGGCUGCCUGGAAAGGAGACACGCGUGGGGACGGUACGUGGGGCUGAGAGAUCUGCCUUCACUGGUUUGCCUUCCGUUACCCCCACAAGUCUGGUGGAGGAUACAAAAGCACCUGCUGUGAACCUGUGGCAAAGUGCAGGAGACAUUACGGAGGCCACCCGGGAAGAUGGUGUGGUGCUUUUGUCACAGACCACUGCUUCGGUCUCAGAGUACGGGUCCCAGGUCCAUCAGCCAUCGCAAAAUACCUUGAAAGACUUCAUCUCCCCGGAGACGACAACAGAUGCUCCAGAAGCAGAAGCCACUUUCUCCCUGGUGACACCAGGGCAGGGUCCUGGAGACAGCAAGGAGCCGGAGGAAGGACACGAGGCCACAGCGCCCACGUCUGAUGUUGCUGGUGUCCCUGAGCUGUCCCUGGCCACCACCGGUCCAACUACAGUCUUGCCUGAGCUGUACCUGGCAACCACUGGUCCAACCACAUCCAUGCCUGAGCUGUCCCUCGCCACCACUGGUCCAACUACAGCCAUGCCUGAGCUGUCCCUGGCCACCACCAGUUCAACUACAGCCAUGCCUGAGCUGUCCCUGGCCACCACCGGUCCAACUACAGCCAGGCCUUUGUCUAUGCAUGUGACUCCUGCUGUGGAAGAUCUGACAGACUUAGUCACAAGGCCUAAUGAGGAAUUCACCCCGGUUUUGGACUCUCCUGUGACAACAUCAGGGGUGAUGGUGGGCACACCCAGCAUUUUCCCCACUCUUCCUGCUCUGGUGGCAUCCCUGGAGACAAGCACCGCAGCUCCACCCUCUAGCCGUGCUAAUACGGCCGCCUCCUACGGUCUGGACCAACUGGAAUCAGAAGAGAUAGAUGAAGAGGAGGAUGAAGAAGAUGAAGAUGAAGAAGAUGAAGAAGAAGAAGAUGAGGAGGAAGAUGAGGAUGAUAAAGAUGCAGACUCCCUGGAUGAGAGCUUGGAUGGUGACACAGAGCUACCCGUGUUCACUGUCCCCGGCGUCACGUCCCAGGAACCUGGCUUAGAGCAGGACAACAUGGGCCCGAUGGAGGGAGCCACCUACCAAGUGCCAGAUGCCAUCGAGUGGAGACAGCAGAAUCAAGGGCUGGUGAGAAGCUGGAUGGAAAAACUAAAAGACAAGGCUGGUUACAUGUCUGGGAUGCUGGUGCCCGUAGGCGUGGGGAUAGCUGGAGCCUUGUUCAUCUUGGGAGCACUCUACAGCAUUAAGGUUAUGAAUCGCCGAAGGAGAAAUGGCUUCAAAAGGCAUAAAAGAAAGCAGAGAGAAUUCAACAGCAUGCAAGACCGAGUGAUGCUCUUAGCCGACAGCUCUGAAGAUGAAUUUUAAGUUAGACUGGGGUUUAAUUGUGAUCUUCAAUGAUGUGAUUAUUUUGUUUGUAUUUUGAGGCGAAAAGGGAAAAGGGAAAAACACCA
Messenger RNA from Ochotona curzoniae (black-lipped pika), 2498 nucleotides. RefSeq names its product armadillo like helical domain containing 4 (gene ARMH4). The record is from RefSeq and is a predicted model, not a curated record. Bases 4 to 2412 code for a protein of 802 amino acids. NCBI's taxonomy places the organism in Eukaryota, Metazoa, Chordata, Mammalia, Lagomorpha, Ochotonidae. The transcript is spliced from 7 exons.